This is a messenger RNA of Gekko japonicus, 3190 nucleotides long. RefSeq names its product MDS1 and EVI1 complex locus (gene MECOM). Gene Ontology annotation, biological process: regulation of transcription by RNA polymerase II. The coding region runs from base 41 to 3190 and encodes 1049 amino acids. The transcript is spliced from 14 exons. The record is from RefSeq and is a predicted model, not a curated record. NCBI's taxonomy places the organism in Eukaryota, Metazoa, Chordata, Lepidosauria, Squamata, Gekkonidae. Gene Ontology annotation, molecular function: DNA-binding transcription factor activity, RNA polymerase II-specific; RNA polymerase II cis-regulatory region sequence-specific DNA binding.
AGUCAGAGACAUUGAACCUGGGGAAGAACUCCUUCUGUUCAUGAAGACUGAAGACUAUUCCCAUGAAACAAUGGCUCCAGACAUUCAUGAGGAGCGGCAGUAUCGGUGCGAAGACUGUGACCAGCUGUUUGAGUCCAAGGCACAACUGGUGGACCAUCAGAAAUUCCCAUGCAGCACACCUCACUCGGCAUUUUCUAUGGUAGAAGAGGAAUUUCAGCCAAAGCUUGACAAGGAGAAUGAUCUCCAUGAUAUGCAAGAUAUCCAAGAGUGCAAGGAGUGUGAUCAGGUGUUCUCGGAUGUACAAAGCUUAGAAAAGCACAUGCUAUCCCACACCGAAGAAAGGGAGUACAAGUGUGACCAGUGCCCCAAAGCCUUUAACUGGAAGUCUAACUUGAUACGCCACCAGAUGUCACAUGACAGUGGGAAGCACUAUGAAUGUGAAAACUGUGCCAAGCAGGUUUUCACGGACCCCAGCAACCUCCAGAGGCAUAUACGUUCGCAGCACGUCGGGGCUCGUGCACACGCUUGUCCAGAGUGUGGCAAAACAUUUGCCACUUCUUCAGGCCUCAAACAGCACAAACAUAUCCACAGCAGUGUCAAGCCUUUUAUAUGUGAGGUCUGCCAUAAAUCCUAUACUCAGUUUUCAAACCUUUGCCGUCAUAAGCGUAUGCAUGCUGAUUGCAGAACCCAAAUCAAGUGCAAAGACUGUGGACAAAUGUUCAGCACUACGUCUUCCUUAAAUAAACACAGGAGAUUUUGUGAGGGCAAGAACCAUUUUGCGGCAGGAGGAUUUUUUGGCCAAGGCAUAUCACUUCCUGGAACCCCAGCUAUGGAUAAAUCUUCCAUGGUUAAUAUGAAUCAUGCAAAUCCGGGCCUUGCUGACUAUUUUGGUACCAAUAGGCAUCCUGCUGGUCUUACCUUUCCAACAGCUCCUGGAUUUUCUUUUAGCUUCCCUGGCCUGUUUCCUGCAGGCUUGUACCACAGGCCACCUUUGAUACCUGCUAGUUCUCCUGUUAAAGGACUUCCAAGCACUGACCAAACAAUCAAAAGUCAAAGUCCCCUCAUGACACAUCCUCAGUCACUGCCAGCUACCCAGGAUAUUUUGAAGGCACUAAAUAAGCACCCACCUAACCUAGGUGAAAAUAAGCCAGUGGAGCUUCAACCAGAGAGGUCCUCCGAAGAGAGGCCGCAUGAAAAAAUCAGUGACCAAUCAGAGAGUAGUGACCUUGAUGAUGUCAGUACCCCCAGUGGGAGUGACCUGGAGACCACCUCUGGCUCUGAUCUGGAAAGUGACAUUGAAAGUGAUAAAGAGAAAUGUAAAGAAAAUGGUAAAAUGUUCAAAGGCAAAGUAAGCAGUCUUCAGAAUUUGGCUUCCGUAAAUAAUAAGAAAGAAUACAGCAAUCAUUCCAUCUUCUCGCCAUCUUUAGAGGAGCAAACUGCGGUGUCAGGGGCUGUGAAUGAUUCUAUAAAGGCCAUAGCCUCUAUUGCUGAAAAGUACUUUGGUUCUACAGGACUUGUGGGUCUACAAGACAAAAAAGUUGGAGCCUUACCUUACCCUUCCAUGUUUCCCCUCCCAUUUUUUCCAGCAUUCUCUCAGUCAAUGUACCCAUUUCCUGAUAGAGACUUGAGAACGUUACCUUUGAAAAUGGAACCCCAAUCGCCAGGAGAAGUCAAGAAGAUCACAAAGGGAAACGCCGAGUCUCCCUUUGACCUCACCACUAAACGUAAGGAGGAGAAACCACUUACUCCUGUGACCUCGAAACCAGCAACUCUACCAGUUACCAGCCAGGACCAGCCUCUAGAUUUGAGUAUGGGCAGCAGGAGCCGAGCCAGUGGUACAAAACAGACUGAGCCUCGGAAAAACCACAUCUUUGGAGGAAAGAAGGGAGAUGACCUUGAAUCGAGGAAGUCGUCGGACAUAUCUUUACAGCAUGCAAGGCCUACUCCUUUCUUUAUGGAUCCCAUUUACAGAGUAGAGAAACGAAAAUUAACCGAUCCACUUGAAGCUUUAAAGGAAAAGUACUUGAGGCCGACAGCGGGAUUCUUGUUUCAUCCACACUUCCAAUUGCCUGAUCAAAGAUCUUGGAUGUCAGCCAUAGAAAACAUGGCCGAAAAGCUAGAGAGUUUUAGUGCCCUGAAACCAGAAGCCAGUGACCUCAUACAGUCCGUCCCUUCCAUGUUCAACUUCCGAGCCCCACCAAGCACCUUGCCGGAGAAUCUUCUGCGUAAGGGCAAAGAACGCUAUACCUGCAGAUACUGUGGCAAGAUUUUCCCAAGAUCUGCAAAUCUAACCCGUCACCUGAGGACACACACUGGAGAGCAGCCUUACAGAUGCAAAUACUGUGACAGGUCUUUUAGCAUAUCAUCUAACCUGCAGAGACAUGUUCGUAACAUCCACAACAAGGAGAAGCCCUUCAAAUGUCACUUGUGUGACAGGUGCUUUGGCCAACAAACCAACUUAGACAGACACCUCAAAAAGCACGAGAAUGGCAACAUGUCUGGUACUGCUACGUCUUCACCACACUCCGAACUUGAAAGCACAGGGGCCAUCCUAGAUGACAAAGAGGACUCGUAUUUUACAGAAAUUCGGAAUUUCAUUGGGAAUAGUAACCAUAACAGUUCAGAAGAAAGAAUGAAUGGAAGUCACUUUAAAGAUGAAAAGACUUUGGUGGCGAGCCAGAACUCGGAUUUGUUGGAGGACGAAGAAGCGGAGGAUGAAGUAAUGAUGGACGAAGAAGAUGAAGAAAGCGAAAUAACGGGGAAGCCAGUUAAAGAACCUGCGGCAAGCAGCAUAUGUGAAGAUGCCACCGAGGGAGACUAUGAAGAAGAAAAUGCUUUGGAAAUGAACUGCAAGUCUUCUCCCGGCAGGUAUAAGGAAGAAGAUUUUAAUAAAACUGGACUUUCUGCUUUGGACCAUAUCAGGCACUUCACUGAUAGCCUCAAAGUGAGGAAAAUGGAAGAAAGCCAGUUUAGUGAAGCUGAGCUGGCAUCAUUCGGCACCUCCCAUCUUCCAGAAGACUUAAAGCAACCAUUGUAUCGCAAGUCCAAAUCCCAGGCAUAUGCUAUGAUGCUUUCGCUCUCCGACAAGGAUACCCUCCACUCUGCAUCCCACAAUUCCUCCAACAUGUGGCACAGUAUGGCAAGAGCCGCUGCAGAAUCCAGUGCUAUUCAGUCCAUUAGUCAUGUAUGA